Aspergillus homomorphus CBS 101889 is the source of this 1398-nucleotide messenger RNA. RefSeq lists its product as uncharacterized. The record is from RefSeq and is a predicted model, not a curated record. The coding region runs from base 1 to 1398 and encodes 465 amino acids. Lineage: Eukaryota; Fungi; Ascomycota; Eurotiomycetes; Eurotiales; Aspergillaceae. The transcript has a single exon.
AUGCGGCAUCCCUUAUACUUACAAGCCUGCAACCACCCAGAAUGCGCGACAACACAGCAAAAGGUCCUCCAAUCUGAUCAGUACAUCGGUCUCGCACCUCGGAUCGCAUCCCAAGACUACCCUUGUCCGCAAGACCUUGAAUGCAAUUCUAUGAACCUUUCUUUCCUUCUCACCUGCCGUCUCAUCUACUAUGAAGCCCGCCGUUUACCCUAUGCCCGCACUGUAUUCUUUACCCAGGAGGUUGGAAGUUUCUCAAACUUCCCUUUUUGUCUAUGGCAUUGGCAAGUUCAAUCACUACGUUAUCUUAAAAUCCGUGUCCCACCAGAGCAAGGAAUGGACACACACCUCGCUGAGUGGAAUGAGACCUUCUCGUUGAUUAGUCUCGGUUUCCCCAAUCUAGCUGCCAUUUCUAUCCAGAUUCAUCUCCGAUUCCCGAUGCAGACGGUACGGGAUACAUUCUGGGACGGAGGGCUACUUGAGCUCUGCAACUUGAGAUGUGUUCAGGGCAUGAGGCUCUCUGUUUUCAAGUUUGACUCCACGUGGCCACCAACUGAAGACCCCGACAUCUUCUUCGCAUACUCUGCUGGCUCAUUACCCUCUUUUAUGGAAGAGACUAGCGGCAGAGAAAGACGACUUCCAGUCCGCCUAUCAUCGUUAUUGCCACCUGAUGAACACAUCUGCUUCCGCCGUGCGCGCGACAGACUCAGAGAUCAGGUUCGACAAGACGCCUCCAUCAGUGAAGAGUGGGCAUCACAUGACUCUUACCACUCUGGCCAGCUCUUCUUCCGCUUCUCUCCCAAUGCCUUCCCGCUCUAUGUCCGCCACCUGAUCCACGCCCUUCCCCGCCGGUGGCCGCAUCGAACACACGCGGAUAUCCGGCGCGAGGACCGCUUGCAUACAAAUAAAACAGAGUAUGCGUACGUCUAUCGCGAGGACCCGUCGUGCCCGGAGCUCCCUCGGCAGCCAAUUUUCGGUUUUCAAUUCAAUCCGAAUACGACACUGAAACAUAAUGACGAAUACAUUGCACGAGGACUGGCCGCAUUGCGGCUGUCGCGCGAGCGACUAUCCCGCAAGCAGCUUCUGCGUUCUUCUCCUCCUUCCUCUUCUUCUUCCGGUUUAUCUAAUUCUUGUUCUACGGGUCGGCAACGAGACGAGAAUGAUACUCGACCAUCAUUACCAUUGCCUGGAAACCAGGGGCAAGGCGAGCCUCGCUAUCCAAGAUAUGACGUUUUGUCAUCAGCUCGUCAACGCCGGGCGAGUCCAGUUGUCCCAGAGGUUCCGCAUAGUCGUAGAGAAGUGACCCCAGCAGAGAAUGAAAAACCGGGCGAUUGGAGACGGCGACUCACGGAGGAGGCGUUUGCGCCAUUUAUUGAAUCGCUUCAUAUGGCACUCUCAUAA